This is a messenger RNA of Hemiscyllium ocellatum (epaulette shark), 2428 nucleotides long. Its product is annotated as zinc finger protein 239-like. Bases 699 to 1289 code for a protein of 196 amino acids. The transcript has 2 exons. Lineage: Eukaryota; Metazoa; Chordata; Chondrichthyes; Orectolobiformes; Hemiscylliidae. The record is from RefSeq and is a predicted model, not a curated record.
UCGACGGUGACGUGUGAGCGAUGUUCGUUGGGUCUGAGGCCGAUAAAGAUGCGGAUUCGCGGAGGGAGCCACGGAGUCGGCGGCUGGGCGGGGAGGGUUCCUAAAUACUUGGGGAAUGCCUGACUCCUUGAAUACGAACCUGCAGGUCUCGUGUUUUCCGAUCCGAGUCUUUGACCAAGCAAACGCCCCGAUGAACGGCAGCCAUCUUUGUUCAGCGGGAACAGAACGCAUGCGCAAGUCUUCUGGGGACGUGAGGGGUGGGUGGGGCCUCGCAGCUUGUUUCUCAACCAGGUCCUAGUGCUUGGCAUUGAACCUCACUCACCAAACCAGGAUUGUGUUCGGCUGGAUGGGAACUAGCAGGAUAUUAGAAAAGCAUGAUGUACAGACAGGAAACUCAAAUUGAGCGUAGCUACAGGAUCAGAGCUACAACUAGAGACAGAACUACUCGAUUCCUCAGGGCCUGAAUAUCACCUGUCUUUGAAUGUGGGAAGAGAAGUGUUUUUCUGGUCUUGUUGUGUGGGAAGUGUUUUCUAAUAUCACUGUGACUGGGAAAACACAGAGAUGCUCACAGCCGAGUGAGUGUGCCGACUGUGGAAAUCCUGAAGCAACAUUAUAUUCACAGCAGGAAGACAUUAGUACAGGUGUUCUGUGUGGUCCAGCCUUCAACAGAUCAUUCAACGUGAAGCAACACUGACACUAUGGAGAAACCAUGGAAAUGUGCAGACUGUGGGAAGGGAUUCAGUUCUCCGUCCCAGCUGGAAGCUCAUCGGCGCAGUCACACUGGAGAGAGGCCGUUUACAUGUUCUGAGUGUGGAAGGGGAUUCACACUGUCAUCCAGCCUUCAGUUACACCGGCGGGUUCACACCGAUGAGAGGCCUUUUAAAUGCUUUGACUGUGGGAACUGCUUUAAAAUCUCACCAGAUCUAAUUAAACAUCAGCUUGUUCACAGUGAUGAGAGACCGUUUGGUUGCUCUCGCUGUGAGAAGAGAUUCAGACAAUCAUCUCACCUCAUUCAACACCAAAGAGUUCACACUGGGGAGAGGCCAUACAUCUGCUCUAUGUGUGGGAAGGGCUUCACUUCGUCGUCCAACCUGGUAACACACCAACGGGUUCACACAGGGGAGAAGGUGUUCAUUUGCUCUGAGUGUGGUAAGGGGUUUUCUCAGUCAUCCAAUCUGCGGUCCCACCAGCGGGUUCACACUGGGGAGAGGCCAUUCAUCUGCUCUGUGUGUGGGAGGAGAUUUGCUCGUUCAGCUCACUUGCUGACACACCAGCGAGUUCACAAUUGACUACUAGGAUUGGAAUCUGCAGUGUGUUAUCGAAAAUGAGAGAGAGAAACAGGAGUGGGCCAUACCAUUCUGCAAUUCAGUAUAAUCCUGGUUAAUCAUCAGACCUUUUUGCCUGUUCCUAUAUCCCUCAAUUCUCUGGCAAACCAAUACUCUGUUUACCUUAGUUAACCAGAAGGAGGAAAUGAACACUUACCUGAUGAGGCAGCCCUAUGGUCCAUCAAGUCUGUGCCAGCCCAAUCUCCCUUUCCAGCUCCUGCUCUGUGACCUGACACAGGUCAAGUGUAAAUCCAGCACUUUUCAAAUGUGAGGAAACUUUCUGCUUCUCCUGCCCAAUCAGGCAGUGAUUGGGCAUACAAGUCCAUUCACAAUGAAAAUGUUUCUCAAAUCUCUUCUAUUCCAAUUACGUUAAAUUUGCCAUCUAUUAGUUGUUGAUCUCUCUCUCUGCUCAAGAAGGAUGAAUGGACAGGAAAACUGAUGUCAGGCCCUAUUGGUUGUAUUCACAUCUUCCCAGAGUUAAAGAGCUGAACCCAUCAUUCUCCACAAACUCUGUAGUACUGGCAAACUUCUUAAUAACACUCCACUGACCACUUUCCUGUGAUCACAUUAUAACUGGAGCAUGGUGAUUGGAACUGGAUGCUGUCAUCUGAUAUGGUCUGAAAAUGGCUAUGACUGAAUAGAAUCAUUAAGAUCCCUACAGUGUGGAAGUAGGCCAUUCGGUCCAUCAAGGCCCACACUGAUCCUCUGAAGAGCAUCCCAGCCAGACCCACCACCCUACCCUAUUCCUGUAACCCUGCUUUUCCCAUGGCCAAUCCAUCUAACUUGCACAUUUUUGUACUUUUGGGUGGGGGUGGGGGGGGUUGAAGGAAGGACAUGGAACACCUGGAGAAGACCCACACAGACACUAGGAGAAUGUGCAAACUUCACACACACAGUCGCUCGAGGGUGGAAUCAAAUCCACGUCCCUAGGCUGUGAAGCAGCAGAGCGAACAAUUGACUUAGAAUGAGGAACCAAUGAUGUGUAUACAUUAUAUAUAAAGUGUUUAAUAAUUGUAUAAAUAUAGGAAGCUAACAAUCAAGAGGGUGAGAGUUCUAUGGAGUGUGGCUAACUGAAAUAAAGCUCUCAGAAGUUUCAACUUGAA